CUCUCUCUCUCUCUCUCUCUCUCUCUUCCCGCCCCUCUUUCCUGCUUAUAUGAUCAUGACCAAUUUGAAUGUUCUAUUUUAUGCUCUCAUGGGCUAUGGGUUUAAGGGCAGUUGAAUAAAGUCAUGGCUACAGACACGAGUGUUAAAGACAAUACCCCGAUUGUCAUCACCCUCUUCUUCCUAUGGAUCAUACUCGUUCUGGUUCUGUUGUACUUUUAUAAAAAACUUAACGCGGACACAAAUGGACAGUACACCGUCCAGCGCAUGCUCUUUGCCCCCGGCGGCCUACGGGAUCGACUGAGACAAGGAGUCGGGGUUGUGGAGAACAGACUGGGUGUCCACAUUUGGCCUCAACAGCGUGACGACGAGGAGAACAUAGGAGGUCACGACGAAGAGGACGAGGAGGGUGAAGAAGAGGACAAACAGAAUGACAGUUACACAGAGGAGGGGGAGCAACAAGAACAAGAUGACGACAGGAAUGAUUCUUCAGAUGACUAUUCCAGCGUUGACCUGAGGGAGAGGGCGAAGAUGCAGGCGGAAAAGAAAGAGGAGAAGGAGGAAAGGAAGGAGACGGAGGCGGCGGGAGAGGAGGAUAAAUGUCAGGAGGUGAAGGAUACAGAGAAAGUGGAGCUGCUCGUAGAUCUGAAGCCGUUUACAGGUAGUGCAAUUUGGUCUGAGGAGAACAAAGAUGGGAAUGACUUGACUGCUUUGUGAAAAGCACAGAGAUCUUGCUUUUGAAUUGAAAAGGCGGGAAAUAAGACGGCUCGGCACAAAACAUUUUUCAUAACUAUGAGUCGGUUCAACCCUGCAAAUGUAAAAGGUUUUUUUUAUUUUAACAAUUAAAAAAAAAAGUUUUCAUAUGUGUUUUUAUGACGGAUAAAAAGUUUGAAGUAUGGUGUGUAAAGUAAAUCAAUGAGAUGUUUAUAAUGGUAUAUAAGACCUAUACUUAGAUAAAAUGCAUUUUAAUGUCAGCUGUCACUCUUAGUAUGAUGGUGUUUAAAUGCUUAGUUUUAUGAUCCAAUCUGUGUAGUUUUGUGUUUUGUAAUGCAAUAUGGUGAUGACUGAAUGAUGAUGAUUGUACGAAUAAACAUUCCUCGAAAGAUGGUUAUUAUAUUGUAUAAUUUUUGAUAUUCACAUUUUAACAAAAAAGACAUGUGUAUCAACCUAUUUAUAUAAAGGACUAUUUGCUAAAGAAACUACAUUAUCAGUCAAAUGGGAGAAGGCAUAUAGCCUAGUAGAUUGUGUGCAACAGGUUCUUAAGCUUCAUUUUGAUCAUUUAGAGGAAAUUUGCUUUUUAAAAAUACGAAACAGCAAGUUUUAUUGGACUAACCUUAAAAGCCAGUAAAACGGUUCCACACCAUUUUCUGUAAUCUGUUAAGUUGUAUCCACUUCCUGUUGCUGUUGUUGUUGUUGUUGUUUUUUUCCUGCAAAUGGUGACCGCGUGAAAAUACAUUGUGAAACUCGUUAACAUUUACGUGAGGUGUACAUAUUUUUACCAUUAAAACAUUUUCGUGUCAA
This is a messenger RNA of Puntigrus tetrazona (Sumatra barb), 1518 nucleotides long. Its product is annotated as acidic leucine-rich nuclear phosphoprotein 32 family member B. The coding region runs from base 124 to 714 and encodes 196 amino acids. The transcript is spliced from 2 exons. The record is from RefSeq and is a predicted model, not a curated record. Gene Ontology annotation, cellular component: plasma membrane. NCBI's taxonomy places the organism in Eukaryota, Metazoa, Chordata, Actinopteri, Cypriniformes, Cyprinidae.